AGAGAGUUAAUCAGUUCGUGCCUGGCAAGUAAUAUAGAAUUGUGGGAAAUAUAUACUAGGGUGAGUAACUCCCGCCUUCUCACCAGUGCAGGCAUUCAUUUCUGGGAAAGUGAAGGAAACGUGAAAGAUAAAAAAAAAGUGCGUGUUGUGCUUAUAUAAAGUGAAUUCUGACUUCUCCGUUCAUACUCACGACACCGGUGACUUCUCUGUCACAUGUCAUCCGAGAGGCACGACAGAGGUUUCCACAGAAAUCACCAUCCCCCCAGUGGGCCAGGCCCUGUUUCGUCACAAUGGAGCGAAAGGCACUACCAAGGUUACCAGACUCCACACAUCAGCCCAGAGACAACUUCAUCUCAACAAUACUACACACAAGAUCCACGCUGGGGCAGCGGCGCGCAAGUGAAUGUUGAGCCGCACCGCGUCCCAGCAGGUCCCGAGCGGCGGAGGGAACAAGAGCGGCGACGCGUGCGUGCUCAUCCACAGCCACACGGGGACAGCUAUUGGACAGAACACCUUAGGUAUUCAGAAAAUGGUGAAGGCUCAGAGUAUUUUUGCGGCAGAACGUCCCUGCCUAGGGUUGCACGGGGAGGCGAUUUAGGUGUGAAUCAAGGCUAUGCACCAGCCAAUGAAAGCCAUCCCGUUCCCUUGAGCCAGAGGAACGGAUCAGAUGUCAGCAUGGGAAGGCGAGAUGAGCAUGCAUGGUCGUGGGCCGUAAGAGAUGAGCAUAACGAUAGGGGAGCCUACCGGGAGGAGCAGCAAGGCCCCAGCAGGGAGUCCAGCAGGGUGUACUAUUCCUCCGGACACCGGGGGACAGUUAAGGACCAGCAAGGUGACAGUCACCAGCCACAUUAUGAGGAAGAGGUUUAUUACAGGGCGCCUCGGAGACAUGAAAACGAGCUUCAGGGAUCGCCGUCGGAAUGGGAAGAAGACAUUCAGAACAUGUUGCCAUCACAGGUCGAUCUUCAUAAAGGUACUCUUCGCUUUCGUGGGAGUGUCCGCGGCCGCAGGGCUUCCCACGGCAAUCGUGUACACGCCUGGGAGGAGCAGGAACCUGAGGACGAGCCCAUGGCGGAGGCCGAAAUGCUGGAAGCGCUCGACUCUCUGCGAGACCAGCCGUGGGCACUACACCUGCGCAGGGAAACCAAAAACCGACUCAGUGCAAAGCUGGCCAAUACCGAAGUGAAGUGGUACUCGACGCAGCCCGUAGCCAAGGCGGUGAGGAAGGGCGGAAGCUCUCUGGCCAGGGUCCUCCAGGCUAACUACAUAUGGCGCAACGUCCUCAAACGCAUCGAGGGGAGGUUUGGGUCCAGCGUCUAUGCGUUUUUCAAUUUUCUGCGAGCCAUGAUCCAGCUGAACCUAGUGCUCAGCCUGGUGGUGGUGGGCGGCGUGGUGGUGCCCUCCAUCCUGCUGGCCGGCGACCCUGGCCUACAGGAGUGGGGAUGGAUGGCAAUUGACAACUCUACUGGCAAUCAUGAUCCUUGCCUCGACUUCCAGCUGGAGGCAAACGAGAAGUUCCUGAUUUGCAACGAGAACUAUACCAAGAACCUCAAGGAGAUUGAACAAAACCACGAACUAAGCUUCAUAAAGUUAGUUCAAGAUUUCCUGCAGGGCACCGGCUUAUUUGAGUGGACGUUCCUUUUCGCGGGUCGCUACCCUGCCUCGGCUGGCGACAGCAGUUACCUGGCCAGCCUCGCAUACCUCCUGUCGGUCUUCACUGCUUACUUCAUCUCCUUUGUUUUCGUCGUGUACUUCGUGGCAAAAUUCUUCCGCCAGAUACCUCUACGAUUGAGAGAGAAGUCCACGACCUUUGCCAACAUCGUUUUCACCGGCUGGGACUUCACAGUGCGGGGGGCUGAGGCGGCCCGGACGGUGCACAUCUGUAUCACGGGAGAGGUGAAGACGGCUUUUGACGAUAACCAGUUCCUUCAAAGAAAAUUACGUCGUACAAAGCGGGAGUACGUUACUCUUUUCCUCACCCGAGCAUGCGUGAACGUUUUGGUUGCCGGUCUCAUCAUCGGAGGCUGGGUGGGCAUCUACUUCCUCGUGGAUAUAUCCCAGAAAAACAUCGACGGAGACUCAUAUGAAACAUUUUUUUGGGAGUACGCUCCGACUGUCACUGUGGCAGCCUUCAACUUUUUGUACCCCUUGUUGUUCACUUUUGUGGUGCAAUACGAACACUACCGUGGCCACACCGAGCUUCUUGUCACUCUCAUUCGCAGUGUUUUCGUCAGACUAACAUCCCUGGUUGUUCUUAUUUCCACAAAACUCAUCGUGAUAUCUCAGGAGUCACGAAACUGUGAUCCCGAAGACCCUUACAUCUGCUGGGAGACGCACCUCGGCCAGCAGGUUUACUCAGUCUUCGUCCUGGACGCCAUCCUGCAGUGCGGUAUGACCUUUGUGGUGGACGUCACCCGCAAAGCACUUGGCCGCUUCAACAGUCCUUUACUGAAGACACUGAGUCAAAUAGAGUUCUUUGUUCCCGGCCACGUGUUGGACGUCGUAUACCUUCAGUGCAUUUGUUGGCUAAGCAUCAUUCACGCUCCGGUAUUGUUCAUUGUAUGCUCGCUUUACUUUUGCCUUCUCUUUUUCUUGAAGUUGUUCACCGUAUCAGUCACAUGUGUUCCAGCGACGCGAGUGUUCCGCGCCUCCCGCUCUUCCGCCAUGUUCAUGACUAUCUUGUGCCUCGCCUUUCUGCUGUGUCUUGUCCCCAACGGCAUGGCGCUGCUCUAUCUGCGUCCCUCGCUCGCCUGCUCGCCCUUCAGAGGACUCGACUACAGCUGGCAGGUGCUUACCUACUACAUCUGCGGGCUGACCGGCUCCACCUACUGGAUCAGGUGGGUGGUGUUCGCCGUGGACGAGGCAGUGGUGGUGGGAGCGCUGAUAGUGAUCGUUCUGUUGCUCCUCGUCUACUACCUCUCCCUCGUCAGUGUCCGCAACGCCCUCAUCAGAAGGCUGGAGAAGAAGCUCAAGCUUACAUCCAAUGACAAGGUUUUCCUCAUGAACCAACAAGAGCAACAACGAAUUCCUGCUCCUGGCCAGAUGUGAAGCAUCUGCUCGUGUUCUUUUACGUGUUCCUUUCAGAUGAGCGUUUCACCUUCAAAUUAGUGUUCAGCAGUCUGUUCAAUAUCCUUUUUUAUCUGUCAGUGUGCUGUCGCUGCUGGCUUGACUGGCGUUAUAAUUAGCAUUGGUUGUGUCGUGGAAGGCGUGAGAGCUGUGCAGCGUAAUGAAUACCACAAUCCCGUGAACCUUUGAUUAAAAAAUCGGCAAUGAUUUUUUCAUGUUACCAAUCACUUAAUCAGAUUUCGCUGUGAUUCACCUGUAGCGUCUUGCGGGUAAUGAGGACUGGGUGGUGGAAAAAAAACGUCGUGCAUCACCAGUUUGUUCCGCGAGGGACUUGUCUAUGGAAUUAUGGAAUUUUCAAGCUAGUCUACCAUAUUGUCUUUUUAUGCUGUUCGGUAGUUAAACAUGCCCUUCUGGCCCGCUAAUCAGGACAAGGCGGCAUGGUUUUAAGCAGCACCGACACACUGCGGAAGGCCGCAUUACUGUGCUGGAGAACGCCGCCAAGACGUGCCAGCCACAGGUAUUGGUUGGCAUCACUUCAGCGCAAUUUUCAUACGAGCCCCAAGCCAAGAACCCCCGGACACAUCCAGACAUAUCAUACUUCAUUCGUUCCAACCCGAGAUGUGAGGAUACACGUGCCGCCGGUGAGAUUUGAUCAAGGCAGUACUAUGAAUGAACUUGAGGUGUAAUAAUAAUAAUAAUAAUAAUAAUAAUAAUAAUGAUAAUAAUAAUAAUAAUAAUAAAAAUAAUAUUUGUAGGAAUAUUUACCAAGAAAAUCAUACAUAUGAAGGCACACAUAUUAUAUAACAUACAAUACAUGUAACUUACAAUAAAAAACACCUCCCUAAAAGACCAUAAAAGAAAAAGAAAAUAAUACAAAAUAAAAGUAUGAAAAAAUAAGAUAGAUAAAUAACUGAAUCUAAUAUUAUCACUGCGCAAAUUUGACACGUGAACUGAGUAGCCUGCGGUGCUGUGGUGUGUGGUGGUGUGUGGUGGUUUCGUUGGAGUUUGGACCAGAAACUCGUUAGCGUGGAGUGUUUGUAGCGGGGUGUUCUGCAUCCCACACUUUGCAAUAUUUCUAGUAAUGAAUUCCUUCAAUGUGCAUCCCUUCCUUAAAAACUGUAGAAGUCAUUUAGUAAUAUGUUUGUCUGUAAUGGUUGACAUCAAGCUUUUUUCCCAAAAUUUUAAAGUAAGUUCCUCUCGUCUUGCAAACUGUUUGUGUAUUUAACAUUAAUAAGACUGAUUCAUAUUUGCUGUAAGGACGAUUCUGAAGCAGCGGUGUGUGUGUGUGUGUGUGUGUGUGUGUGUGUGUGUACCUUUUACUUCUACCUCUCCUCCCACAAUUAAACUUUAUUUUUAUUUUUAUUAUCAUUAUUAUUAUUUAUUAUUUAUUAUUAUUAUUAUUAUUAUUAUUAUUAUUAUUAUUAUUAUUAUUAUUAUUAUUAUUAUUUAUUUAUUUAUUUAUUUACUUAUUUUAUUUAUUUAUUUAUUUUUUUAUGGAACUCAUGUAGGGACACAGAGAAUCAGGUGUCAAGUUUUACCCCGCCGACUGGACGCUGAUCGGUCAAUUUAACUGUAAGGUUAUACAUAUUAGAGAAUAAUGUGUGUGUGUGUGUUUGUGUGUGUGUGUGUGUGUGUGUGUGUGUGUGCAAUAAUGGUGGCAAAAAUAUCAACAACAACAACAACAACAACAACAACAAGGAUAAGAACAAGAAGAAAAGAACAGAAAAACAAUAACAAGAAAAGGAGAAGAGAUGAAGAAGAAGAAGAAGAAGAAGAAGAAGAAGUAGAAGAAGAAAGAGUUUACUGGUGUAACUAUAUAGAGAGGAAUGAAUAUUGCAGUACAGUAAAGACGCGCAUAUUCCUUAAAACUGAUCUUUUCUCGAGGUAAUGAUGACGUCCACUCCGCAUCACGAGUUGUGAACUGAAUCAUGUAUCAUGUAUCCAAGUAGCCGAUAUCAGCACAAGUAAAACACGCCCUGGUCGAGAUUUUUGAAAAAAAAAAAAUAAUAAUAAUAAUGAUAAUAAUAAUAAUAAUAAUAAUAACAAUAAUACUAAUAAUAAUAAUAAUAAUAAUAAUAAUAAUAAUUAUCAUUAUAAUGAUAAUAGCAAUAAUAACAAUGUUUCAUUCAGCUGUGCCUCUCGUUUAUCCCUUCUCACAAUAGCACGUCACUGAACUGCAAGCGUCAGUAAUGGUUAUUCCAUGGAGAAACGUUUUCCUCAACUUGGCAAGAUAAAAUUUGUAACAUGAGGAAUAGAGCGUCGUGAAAUUAAUCCAUGUUAGGAAGCAAGACCUGCCUUUCACUGCAGUACUGGGUGCAGUCUCCCGCCAUACCUGUCCAGGCCAUGCCAUGCAGCACUGGAGGGUUCCUGACAACUUUCCAGACACAUAAAACAUUUUGGGCAGCAAAUUGUUGACCUGCCAUGUGGAUCAAUACAAGAUCAUAUACACAGAUCAGUCACUCCUGGACAGUUACCAGCUAAAACAAUCCAGAAAUUAUCAUUCAGAAUAAUAUAAUCAAUAGUUUCAAUUUACUGUGGACAUCAGAAAACAAAACUAAUAUAUAAAUAAUUCUUUAUUGUUGGAUAUAACCACAUAUACAAAAAUCAAAGACUACACUACCACUUCCUUUGUUAAGGUAAACCUGUGAUCCUUUGGUUUCUGCAAUUUUGUUGUAACACUAAAGGCAUUAAUAAAUUGCAAAAUCAGAUUUCUUUGCUGAAAAUAAUUGCACUGGCUAAAAAUACUGGCUUGACAAGUUUUUGUGUCAGCUUUGUACCUGAACACCGCCUACUUGCUGUGCUCUGUCUUAUGACUGGUUGAUACUGUAAUGUCUAUUUCCCCAAUUAUUUACUUCUGAUUUUCAAUGACAGCAAAUGUAUUUUUCUAUGACUUGCAUCAAACUUCUACGGAAGAGUAACCUUUGAUAAUUAUUUGAGCACAUGAGCAUUAUAUUAACAAUUCCAGGAAAAGAGGAGAGCAAAACACAUGGAGAAAGAUUGCGUCAUACACAAGAAAGAAAUGUGUUGUACUAAUUAAUCAAUUAAUACUUAUAACCUAUAUUACUAGCAAUGAUAAUGAUCAAGUGAUAAAUAAUAUAUAUUUUCAGUUCUACAAUAACUGUAACACUACAUACUUGGAGCACUUCCAUGAUUCAGCCCCAGUCACACUGUAUGACACAACAGCACACACUAGUUUACAUAACCCCAAAAGGGUUGACUUCCAUGAAACAGCCACUGCUGUAGCCAACCCCAUGCAAACUAUCCAAAACUUUCACAUAUUGGCAUGUAAAGAAGGAAGAAUAUUACAUGUGUGGAAACAUUCUGCAUAAAAAAACACUGCAAGUAUUGUCAUUAAUUACACAUAUGUUCUUAUAGUUAUUAAUAAAUUACAUCACUUAGGGAUCAAAGCAAAGAACAAAAGUUGUUGGCCAGAUUUAACCAUGAAAAAAAGAUGAUAAUAAUAAUAAUAAUAAUAAUAAUAAUAAUAAUAAUAAUAAUAAUAAUAAUAAUAAUAAUAAUAAUAAUAAAAUAAAUAA
Molecule: messenger RNA, 6599 nt
Organism: Scylla paramamosain (green mud crab)
Lineage: Eukaryota; Metazoa; Arthropoda; Malacostraca; Decapoda; Portunidae
Product: transmembrane channel-like protein 7
Exons: 8
Coding region: 214-3045 (943 amino acids)
Cellular component (GO): plasma membrane
Molecular function (GO): mechanosensitive monoatomic ion channel activity
Source: RefSeq, a predicted model, not a curated record